Messenger RNA from Zymoseptoria tritici IPO323, 1737 nucleotides. RefSeq lists its product as uncharacterized. The record is from RefSeq and is a predicted model, not a curated record. Lineage: Eukaryota; Fungi; Ascomycota; Dothideomycetes; Mycosphaerellales; Mycosphaerellaceae. The transcript has 5 exons. The coding region runs from base 1 to 1737 and encodes 578 amino acids.
AUGUUGCACUCCUCAAUCACAUUUUCGCACGUGGCCGAUAAGGUCUACACUGGUUCUCAUCAGAAGGUCGAAGUGCCCUACCACGGGCAAUUUCCGCCCAGCAUGAAUUACUCUAAUAUGAUAGAGGAGAAGAACCUCAAGGUGGGCAUGCUAGCAAAAAGCUGUACCUUGCGACAAAAGCGAGAGAAAGCCAAGCAAAAGGAAACCGAUGGCAAGCAGAACAAUCAGCUGAAAAAAUUGAAGGAGCAGGUCGCAUCAUUCGAGAAAGCGGCGAUAGAGACCAAGGAGAAGUUCGAGGCAAACCUCGAUGAGAAACCAAGUGAUGACAAGGAUAAACGAGGCCGGUCAAGAUCAAGGUCAAGAUCGCGAUCAAGCUCAAGGUCACGCAGUCGCAGACGACGGAGAAGACGAGAACUACUCGAGGAUGAGGCAUUCUUCGCGGAUUCAGUCCGGCGGUCAAAGGCCAUGAUUCAACAAACAUAUGCCGAAGGCCUCAAUCGUGUAGGACCGGCGUAUGCUGUGGGAGAUCUGACAACGGAGAACCGACUUCAGGCUCAGGUGAUAAAGCUACAACAGACCGUCAUCGGAGUGCUGCAGCAAGCCGUUAACGACGGCCGGAGUCUCACACAGAAAGACUUCGAUCAAUUGAUCGCUGCACAGCACGAGGCCCGCAACGGCUCGAUCUCUGCGUUACAAGAACAAGAAGGCCGUAUGCUAGCUGGGAGAGACCCGGACCUGAAACGAAUCACGAACGGCCUCGAACCACGAGAGAAAGCGUCUUCGCAGCCGGAUGUACAACAGCUUGCCAUCGAACCAGCAUACGAUGUUCGACGGCCAUCUUCUCUACGCUCGCAAGCAAAACCUUGGCUUCCAGCUCGCGAGGCGCUGUUUGGUGUGGACGUGGCCGUCCAGCAAUUAGCCAACACCGAUCCACUACCAUCCGAGAAAAUGAUGAAGUCGAAUGGGGUUCCAGCUGCCACAGAGGCAGGCCGGCAGAGGGCGACAUCGGUGGCCACUCAAGCACCAAAGGCGACGACAGAGAAGAGAGCUGCAUCGGUGGCGGCCCAAGCAUCCAAGUCGUCACCUCCGAACAAGACUGUUGUGGGAGGACCCACCAACGCCUCCACCAAGACGGUGGUGGGAAAAGCAGCCUCUGUAUCACCCAAAGCAUCGUCCAAGAACGCACUGGUCCUUGCAGAUGAACCGAAACGCGAGAGGGCCGCCUCUCAAGCAGCUGCACCUCCAACACUAUCCGCGAAAGCAUCACCUCCCACCCGCAAGCCCGCACAGAAACCCAUCGCCACGCCCGAAGAAGAAAUCUUCUGCUACUACAGCGAAGACCUCCAACGAAGUAGCCUCCCACUCAACAGCGCCUUCCGUCCGAGCGGCAACCACCGCUGUCCAACCUGCCAUGUCAAAAUUCCAGUCGAUACCCGCGACGUCUGGGUCCUCAGCACGCACUUUCCCGGCAAGGAGAAUCGUCAGAAAGUCCGCGAGUACCGAAUGGACGCCCGAUUCGUGGUGAAAUGCCACAAUGCGGACGGAGAAUUUGCGUGUGUGCUAUGUGAUCGGUACCGGGAUAUGGACUGCAUUUGUCGAUCGGUGGAUGCGUUGGUGAAGCAUUUGGGCACGGCGCAUAGCCCGGACGAGUUUGAGCACGAUCCGGACUUGGUCAGGAUGGAGAAGGGGUCGAGGUUGGAUGUGAGGGGUAGAGAGCUGGCCUUGGGGGUGAGAUGA